GCAUUUCGAUGGCAUUAUCGCGGAAAAGCCGAAUACUGACACACCUACAGUUCGUUCCUACCGCCCAGCCUCUAUGCUACUCCAUUUCCGAUACCGGCGGCCAUUUUGCGCCGUGACGUCAACCUUCGUCCCCGAAGAAGAUGGAGACUGCGCUACAGAGUAGGAUGCUGGAUAAUCAAUACCGACCUUCGUGUCGAAUGCUGGACCAAGUUAUACAAUUAAAAGAGAUAGAGGCAAGCAUCAUGAAAACAGUAACACAUACUUGUACGCCAGAAGCUACGGUUGUAGAUCUACCUGGAGGCGAUUCAAUCGAAGAUAUCGCUGAAUCAGUAGAUGAACUGCGUGAGAAAUUAGCGAAUAUGAAAAGACUGAUGGAAGAGCGAAAAGGCACUACCCUGGGCGAGAUUAGCGCAAGAAAGAGAAAAGAGACCUCGGAUAUCAUAGAUGGUCAUUUUUUAUCUUGGAUAUUUGGCUCGGCAUUGAUCGUCAUCUUGAGUGUUAGUUUUUAUGCAUUUUACAAUCUUUAUCAUGCAGUUCUGAAAAAAUUUCCAUCACAUCAUACAGAAUUAUAAAGAAAUGAAAUGGACAAAUCUCUAUAACAACUUUUAAUGAAUUUUAUGAAUAAAAAAUUAUGUUCGCUUUGAAUGUAUUCUAUUACAUUCAAUAGAAGAUGAACUAAAAUAUGUCCAGAAAUCUCAAACUUCUUGCAUGAUUUUCAAGAAGUAUGUUGAUAAAUAGUUUUGUUUUAUAUCAAAAAAAGUGUCCCAUGAAAUAAUAUAAUAAGAUGUGUGGAAUAGCAGAAGAAAUUAGAAAAAAUUAAAAGAAUAAACAGCAAGGUUCCUUUCGUGUGCACUUAACAAGCUCAACGAACAUUUUAUAGUAUUCUUUUCAAAUAAAAGAUAGUGUUCCUUUUAUGUUUAUUACAAUUUUUUAAGGAACUCUCUAUGAACUCACGAAGAAAAUUUUGAAAAAACUAUUACGUUAUAUAUCGGAAAAGAAGCAAGUGCCUUAAAACAUCUCUAUUUGUUUUAAUAUGUUCGUAUGAAUGUACAAUUCUAUGAUUACAAAAAAAAAGGCACUCAAAAUAAAUAGUUUAAAUUCUUUUCAUUUUUAAGAUGAAAAAAAUAUCUUGAAUGAAAAAAAUAUAUUAUCUACUUAUUCCUUA
Apis cerana (Asiatic honeybee) is the source of this 1165-nucleotide messenger RNA. RefSeq lists its product as uncharacterized. The record is from RefSeq and is a predicted model, not a curated record. NCBI's taxonomy places the organism in Eukaryota, Metazoa, Arthropoda, Insecta, Hymenoptera, Apidae.